AUGGACGGCGCGUCGCCACUGGAGCAGUACCUGGAGCGCUGCGAUGGGCAGGAUGACCUCUCAACCAGUCCUCAGCUGUUUACUCCCAUGAGCCCUUAUGACGUUGACCUUCCAAUUGAAACAACUGAAGAUGUGCUGUUCAAUUCUCAGUUUAAUCAGCCCAAAGAGCUUCCCACAGACUUCUCCUCUGUGGACCUCAGCUUUCUUCCAGAUAUUACCCAAGAUAAGAAAGAACAACCUGAAGAUGGUGAUGAAAUGCAAAAAGAGCUUGAUGGGUCAAUAUCAAGAAAGGAGGACAGUGGUACCUCCAUGGAUGAAAGCAGCUUGUCUUAUCCAGGUGUAACUCAGCCAUCUCCUGAAGCAUCUGGCACAUGUCUUCCUCUGACACCAAUGACUCCCAUGACACCUGCAUCAGAAAGCUCUGGCAUAGUUCCUCAGUUACAGAAUAUAGUGUCAACUGUAAACCUGGCUUGCAAACUAGAUCUGAAGAACAUAGCUCUGCAUGCCAGAAACGCAGAAUAUAACCCAAAGAGGUUUGCUGCUGUGAUCAUGAGAAUCAGGGAACCACGAACAACAGCUCUCAUCUUCAGUUCAGGAAAAAUGGUCUGCACAGGAGCAAAAAGUGAAGAGCAAUCCCGGCUGGCAGCCAGGAAGUACGCACGGGUGGUGCAGAAGCUUGGGUUCCCUGCCAAGUUUCUGGACUUCAAGAUACAGAAUAUGGUUGGGAGCUGUGAUGUGAGGUUCCCCAUCCGGCUGGAAGGCUUGGUUCUCACUCACCAGCAGUUCAGCAGCUACGAACCUGAACUGUUUCCUGGCCUUAUUUAUAGGAUGGUCAAACCAAGGAUAGUGCUGCUUAUCUUUGUGUCUGGAAAAGUCGUCCUGACUGGAGCAAAAGAACGUUCUGAAAUCUAUGAGGCAUUUGAGAACAUCUACCCCAUUCUAAAAGGUUUCAAGAAAGCAUCAUAA
This is a messenger RNA of Colius striatus (speckled mousebird), 966 nucleotides long. RefSeq names its product TATA-box binding protein like 2 (gene TBPL2). Gene Ontology annotation, biological process: DNA-templated transcription initiation. The coding region runs from base 1 to 966 and encodes 321 amino acids. Lineage: Eukaryota; Metazoa; Chordata; Aves; Coliiformes; Coliidae. The transcript is spliced from 7 exons. Gene Ontology annotation, molecular function: RNA polymerase II general transcription initiation factor activity; DNA binding. The record is from RefSeq and is a predicted model, not a curated record.